This is a messenger RNA of Orussus abietinus, 1363 nucleotides long. RefSeq names its product T-cell leukemia homeobox protein 3 (gene C15). Bases 1 to 1161 code for a protein of 386 amino acids. The record is from RefSeq and is a predicted model, not a curated record. Gene Ontology annotation, molecular function: RNA polymerase II cis-regulatory region sequence-specific DNA binding; DNA-binding transcription factor activity, RNA polymerase II-specific. Gene Ontology annotation, biological process: regulation of transcription by RNA polymerase II; animal organ development. The transcript is spliced from 3 exons. Gene Ontology annotation, cellular component: nucleus. Lineage: Eukaryota; Metazoa; Arthropoda; Insecta; Hymenoptera; Orussidae.
AUGUCGGAGCGCGGCGACAGCGACGCGGACGCCGCGGAGGAGAUCAACGUGGUCACCUCGAGCUCCCGCAGCUGCAGUCCGCGGAAUCGCGUCAACGUCCAGAGAAGCGCCGAGGCCCGGUCCGAGUACUCCGAGUCGCCGCCCAGCGGCCCCGGAGGAAAGGUCCCGAAGAGCGAGUCGGCGGGCGGACAUCCCUUCAGCAUAAGCCGUCUUCUGGGCGAGAGCAGGAGCCACGGAUUGAAGGACCUGUCCCCGGACGACGACCCGGACCCCGAGAGGCCCGGCAAGCUGCCCUGGACCUGGGCCAAGGGCAGCCCGGGCUCCGUCCCCGAGGACGGUCGGCGAUCCUGGGGUCCCGAGACCGAGGGCAAGGACAGGGACGACGAGGAGACGCGGACCGGCCAGGCCGACCUGUUCGCCCCCUUCAGGCUCUUCCACGGUGCCGGACUCAUCUACACCGGGAGCGGCGUCAUCAGGGUGCCCGCCCAUCGGCCGCCCGGCGCGUCCAGCAGCACCCUCACCUCGGGCACCGUCCCCGGACAGGCCACCCUGGUCCCGCCCUGGAGCCUGCAGGCUCUCCAGCACCACAGCCAGCAGCAGGCCGCCGUCUCCGGCCUCCACAGGGCCGGCUUCCUCGCCAAUCUGGCGGUCCAUCCCCUUCAGUCGCAUCCGCACAUGAAGGACCGACUCGCAGUGGCCGGAGGAUUUCCGAGACGAAUCGGCCAUCCUUAUCAAAACAGGACACCGCCGAAACGCAAGAAGCCAAGGACGAGCUUCACGAGACUGCAAACCGCGGAGCUGGAAAAGCGGUUUCAGAAGCAGAAAUAUUUGGCCUCGACCGAAAGAGCGGCUUUGGCGACGUCUCUCAAGAUGACCGACGCCCAGGUCAAAACCUGGUUCCAGAACAGGCGGACGAAGUGGAGGAGACAAACGGCCGAGGAAAGAGAGGCCGAGAGGCAAGCCGCGAAUCGGCUGAUUCUCUCUAUGCAGGCCGAGGCACUUGGAAAAAUUGGGUAUCCGGCAUCGAUGACGACGCACGCGUCGGGUUCGUCGGUUUCCAACGUGGAGGGCCAACAAGUAGCGACCCCAUUGGUCCACGCGAGUGGCCAGUGGGCCUCACCCUAUGGCCCUCACCAACCGCUCACGGAGCCUAUCUGCUGAACUUUACAAGUAACGAGUAUUAAGCGACGCCAAGCGUCCCAGUGGUACCGAGACUUUGGUAAUGACGAGGGUGCAAAUUCCUUCGCGGAUUACUCUUCCACCGGGUUUGGAAAAUUAUAGAGAUUUUCGGAGCAGCUUUCGAGAAAUAUCCGCUCGACUUUCUUUUGGAAUCAUGGAGAAAGAAAUCUCGAGAGCGCUUCUC